This is a messenger RNA of Helicoverpa armigera (cotton bollworm), 1688 nucleotides long. RefSeq names its product short-chain specific acyl-CoA dehydrogenase, mitochondrial. Gene Ontology annotation, biological process: butyrate catabolic process; fatty acid beta-oxidation using acyl-CoA dehydrogenase. The record is from RefSeq and is a predicted model, not a curated record. The coding region runs from base 390 to 1622 and encodes 410 amino acids. The transcript is spliced from 9 exons. Gene Ontology annotation, cellular component: mitochondrion. NCBI's taxonomy places the organism in Eukaryota, Metazoa, Arthropoda, Insecta, Lepidoptera, Noctuidae. Gene Ontology annotation, molecular function: flavin adenine dinucleotide binding.
UAUUUUGUCGGAUUGUCAACAAUUUUGUAUUACGUAUAUUUGUACAUUCUGAAAUGUUUCCUAUUUUGUAAAUGUUAAGGUCCUUAUUAAGUAGAAGCUCAAAAUAUUUUUAAGCACAUUAUAAAACUUGAAAAUAAAGCGUAAUUAAUACAAUACUGAUACGUUAAUCAGUAUUUGAUAAGUGUUAGUUUGUGUAAUUUUCAUCGCUAUACCGUAAACUGAUUAAUUAAUUUGAAAAUCGGGUCAGUGAUCGGGAACCGGUUUUUGGGAGUAGGUAGUAUGGUAGUGUGACCUUGUUGAUUUAUCAUUAUCAUUCGUAUCAGAAUUCGAGUGUCAACUUAGUCCGUACGUUUUUGGUGAUAUAACAUCAGUUGUUAUCUGCAUUUAAAAUGGCCACAAGUCCCCUGUUGAAGACUACAAAAUUAGGCAUUUACUCCCGAAAAUGCCUAAAGUCUCUAUCACAAUGCCGCACCUUCACAACCCAGUUGACAGAACAGCAGAAAACUAUUCAGGAGAUGGCCAGGAACUUCGCUGAUGAGCACCUGAAGCCUAAUGCGGCUCAUCAUGAUACUGAGGCCCUGUUUCCUUUUGAACCUAUCAAAAAGCUGGCGUCCAUGGGUCUAUUGGGAGCCUGCGCGAGCCCUGACUACGGCGGCCUAGGCCUAGACUACCUGUCCCUAGCUCUAGCAGUCGAGGAGCUCUCCCGGGGCUGCGCCAGUGUCGGCAUGAUCGUCUCAAUACAUAACUUCCUGUAUGUCAACUUGGUUAAUGAGAAGGGGACGCCGGAACAGAAAGAGAUAUUCUUGAGGGAUUUCACGAAGGGUGCUCUUGGAUCUUUCGCUUUGAGUGAACCAGGCGCAGGCACAGACGUCGCAGGCAUUCAGACCAAGGCUGAACUCAAUGGUGAUAACUAUAUCCUGAAUGGCAAGAAGACCUGGGUCACCAACGCUAUCGAGGGCAAAGCCCUGGCCACGUUCGCUACUAUCGACCCAGCACUUAGGCAUAAGGGGCUCGCUUGUUUCCUAAUCCCCAUUGAGACUGAAGGUAUCUUCAGAGGCCAGAAGGAACGCAUCAUGAGUGUUAGCAUGUCCGACAGGGCGGCGACUGCCUGCCCAGUCACCUUGGAAGAUGUCUGCAUCCCGCGGUCCUACGUCGUGGGUGAACCAGGGGAGGGGUUCCGCAUAGCCAUGGAGCAGCUCGACCAGGCGCGCAUCGGCAUCGCGGCGCACGCUGUCGGUAUCGCACAGUCAGCCUUGGACACUGCAAUUUCUUACGCGAAGAAAAGGAUCGCUUUUGGCAAACCCCUGUCCAGAUUAGCUUCCGUCAAGGACCGUCUAACAGAAAUGUGCAUGCUAGUAGAAACAGCCCGACUGGCCACCUACCGUGCCGCCGUAGAGGUCAGCACUAAAAACAGCGCGAUGGCCAAGUAUCUAGCUGGACGCAACGCUACGGCCGUCGCUGAUCACUGCGUGCAAAUCCUCGGCGGACGAGGCCUGUCCGUCAAUUAUGAUGCUGAGAGACAUUAUAGGGACGCCCGAGGUACGCAGAUCUACGGCGGCGUAACAGACAUACAGAAGAGGCUGGUAGGACAUUACUUGCUGAAGGAACACGACGCGCUCUGAAGCGAAACCGGUAAACUUGUUCUAGUCUACUCUAGUUAUACAUAGGGGAAUAUUAUCGAAAUAUUU